This is a messenger RNA of Hemibagrus wyckioides, 3126 nucleotides long. RefSeq names its product solute carrier family 26 member 3, tandem duplicate 2 (gene slc26a3.2). Gene Ontology annotation, biological process: transmembrane transport. Lineage: Eukaryota; Metazoa; Chordata; Actinopteri; Siluriformes; Bagridae. Bases 561 to 2801 code for a protein of 746 amino acids. Gene Ontology annotation, molecular function: secondary active sulfate transmembrane transporter activity; bicarbonate transmembrane transporter activity; oxalate transmembrane transporter activity. The transcript has 21 exons. Gene Ontology annotation, cellular component: membrane. The record is from RefSeq and is a predicted model, not a curated record.
AUUUCUUUAUUCCUUAUUCUGGCUCUCUUCAGCUGAGCCAGAAUAAGAACACUGGUUAUGUGGUUCAGAGGUUUUGGAAACAACAAAAUAAUGCAGAAACAAGGCUGUGGGCUUGAGAACUGGGUUUAAAAGUAAUAAACAGUGAUAUUACAAGAUUACACCUUCAUUACACACUCACAACUAUCAUUAUUCUUGUCAUACCUGCUCUGUACCAACCAGAGAUGCCCUGAUCAAAUGAGUGGAUGAAGUGUGAGUGGUGUCCCAAAAAAAUGUACCGCCUGCUUUAAGGGGCUUUAUCUGAAAGAGCAAUGGUCAAGGGGAUAUAAAGAUAAAGAAAGACCAAUUGUUAAUAAUUACAGACAUUGGAAGAGGUUUAAGUAUGGGAGUGUUUAGGAUGAUCUCAGUUUAUCCCAGAUCUUUCUUCCAGGAUGGAGCUGUAACGAAGGGGAACGAGUACUGGAUACCAGAGACUAUAAUAUAGAAGUAGGAUUUCAAAGUAUUUCAGAAUCACAGAAGAAUUGCAGUGGGAUUCACCUCCCAACACUUUUGAAAGACACACAAUGGUGCAGUAUGUGGUGUCCAGACCACUUUACACAGAAGAUGACUUUACAGAUGAGCAUGAGAAAGUCUGUCGGCAACACAAGACCAUGCGGAACCAUGUUAAAGAAUACUUCACUUGCAAUUCAAAACGUGCCAAGAAUGCAGCUUUGUCUUUGCUGCCCAUCAUUGGAUGGAUGAAAAUAUACAAUGUCAAAGAAUGGGUACUGGGUGAUAUUGUAUCUGGAGUGAGCACUGGACUGGUGGCUGUCCUACAAGGACUGGCCUACAGCUUACUAGCAUCUCUUCCUGCCUGGUAUGGAUUGUAUGCUGCUUUUUUCCCUGUGAUCAUCUACUUUUUCUUUGGCACUUCUCGACACAUUUCUGUGGGAGCAUUCCCAGUUCUGAGUCUCAUGGUAGGGUCUGUAGUGACGAGGCUGGUACCUGAUGAGGGCCCUCCGGUCAACAUCACAGGCUUUGAUGGGCUUACGAUGGACCAGCAAAGAGCCAUGGUGUCUGCCUCGCUUACCUUUCUCAUUGGUAUUUUCCAGCUUGGCAUGGGGCUACUGCAGAUUGGCUUCAUAGUCAUUUAUCUGUCUGAUACUCUGGUGUCCGGGUUCACUACUGCUGCUGCAGUACACAUCCUGGUGUCACAACUCAAAUUUAUUUUUGGGCUGAAGGUAGCAGGCUUCAGUGGACCACUCGCCAUUAUAAAAAUUCUGGAGAAAACCUUUGGGCAGAUCACAUCCACAAACAUCCAUGAUUUGGUGACGUCUAUCGUGGUAAUGGUUGUUGUGUUCAUUGUGAAAGAGCUCAAUGAAAGAUUCAAGAAAAAGCUUCCGGUACCCAUCCCAAUAGAAGUCAUCAUGACUAUCAUUGCAUGUGGCAUAUCCUAUGCAUUCAAUUUCAGAGACAAUUAUGGAGUGGAUGUUGUAGGAAAAAUACCAGAUGGAUUUGAGCCACCACUUGCUCCUAAUGUUCAGAUCUUUCAGGAAACAGCAGUGGAUGCUUUUCCUAUUUCUAUAGUGGGUUUUGCUGUGGCCUUUGCUGUGGCUAAAGUCUAUGCUGUCAAACAUGACUAUGUUAUCGAUGGAAACCAGGAGCUUAUAGCUUUUGGUGCAAGUAACAUCUUUGGUGGAGCGUUCAAAUCCCUGGCAGCUAGCACAGCUCUCUCCAGGAGUGCGGUACAGGAGAGCACAGGAGGAAAAACACAGGUUGCUGGUCUUCUUUCUGCAAUCAUUGUCCUGAUAGUAACUCUGGCCAUAGGGUUCUUGCUAGAGCCACUGCCAAAGUCAGUGCUGGGUGCAGUGGUAAUAGUGAAUCUGAAAGGGAUGCUGAUGCAGGUGUGUGAAGUUCCAUACCUCUGGAGGAAGGAUCGGCCUGACUGCGUUGUUUGGGUUGUGACCUGUGUGGCCUCUAUCUUGCUGGGGCUGGAUCUUGGCCUGGCUGUGGGACUUGGAGUAGAGAUGAUUGCUGUUGUCUUCAGGACUCAGUUUCCACACUGCUGUGUCCUAGCAAACAUCUCUGGCACUGACAUUUACAGGAACCGCAAGGACUAUGUCAAUAUAUAUGAACCAGAAGGAGUGAAGAUUUUCAGAAUUCCUUCACCAAUAUUCUUUGCAAAUAUUGAUUUCUUCAGAAGCAAACUGAUUGAUGCUGUGGGCUUCAGUCCAUUGAGAGUACUGAGAAAGAGAAAUAAAGCCCUGAGAAAAAUUAAAAAGCUAAUUAAGAAUGGGGAACUCACAGUCACAAAUAAUGGAUUACAUGCCACAUGCUCUCUGCCAAUUGAAGAGUCAGAGGAUGAGAACAAUAUGGAGGACUUAGAUCAGCCAGUAGACUUCUCGGGCCUUCCUAUUCAGGUGAACUGGAGAGCAGAGCUUCCUGCUAACAUCUCCGUUCCUCCGGUAGACAUCCACAGUCUUGUGCUUGACUUCUCUGCUGUCUCCUUCCUUGAUAUAUCAGCGCUCAAAGGCCUUAAAACGGCAUUGAAAGAGUUUAUUCGCAUUGACGUUGAGGUCUACAUUGUGGCCUGUGAUCCUUACAUCAUAGAGAAGCUCAAGAGCUGCAAAUUCUUUGAUGAUGAGAUUACAACAUCCAUCUUCUUUCUGACCCUCCAUGAUGCGAUGCUGCACAUUCUUAAUGUACAUACCCCACUCAGCAUUAGUGAAAAGGUAUAUAAUAACAUAAAUGACAAGCUGAAUAAUAUAAAUUCCAACUUGCGUAACAGAGAAAAAAACGACAAGCAACCAGAGACCAGGUUUUAAUGCACACUGUCUCAGUGUCUCUUCAUUAUGCUGUGGAAAUCAAGACAAUUGACUGUUGGAUGCAUUGCAACUCAUGAAUUGUUAAUAUAAUUUAUAAAUGGAUCCUUUCUGGAAAUCGAUUGGAAAUCUAUUCUGUACUGUAUAAUGGUUAUUUACAAAAAGAAAUGAUACAUUUAGAGACAUUGUAUCCAGAUGUUUACUGGAGAAAUACGGAUAUAUAUAUUAUAACUUUGUCACUUUUGCAUGUGUAAAAUAUUUUUUAUAUAGAAAAAUCUAAAAAAUAUAUUAUUUUACAUUUGUACACAGUAUUAUUAUUUAAAAAUAA